AUGCCUGCUUCAUUUCAUCCAACCAGGGCUUUUCAGGCCUACCAGCUGUUUGCUGCAAACACAAAUGUCGGAAAGACCGUAUUCGCAACUGGUCUUUGCAGAGCAGCCGCAUUGUUUGGAAAGGAUACCGGCCGCCCUGUAUUUUACAUCAAACCCGUCCAGACAGGGUAUCCUACCGACAGUGACGAAAGGCACGUCAAGUCAUUUAACAGCAAUCUCACAUCAAGCACCCUCUACGCCUAUCCCGACCCCGUCAGUCCACAUGUAGCCACAGACCAGGCAAGCAAUACUUCCAAACUACUCGAAUACAUCAACAAACCACACCCCACAGCCAACAAAGACUCCUUCCUGUUCCUCGAAACCGCCGGUGGUGUCCACAGCCCGGUCAUGUCAGGCACCUCCCAAGCCGACUUCUACAGACCAUUCCGCCUACCAACCGUCCUCAUAGGCGACAGCAACCUUGGCGGAAUCUCGACCACCAUAACAUCCUACGAAUCCCUACACCUUCGAGGCUACGAUAUCCCUGCCAUCCUGCUCUUUGACCAGCAGUACAAAAACCACUCUCUGCUCAACAGCCGGCUCGGCAGCGGAUCCGACAAAAACAUCCAUGUUGCCGCAGUACCCCCACCCCCUCCACUCAACCUCGACAACCCAGACCUCGACAGGCGCUCGAUGGAGAGCUACUAUGCCCAGCUGGACGAGCACCUCGUUCCGGUCAUCAAGCACCUCGACCACUGGCACAACGCUCGCUUUGACCGCCUCGAAACAAUGGCCCAAUCUUCACGCGACAAAUUCUGGUGGCCGUUUACCCAGCAUGAGACUGUCAAAGAUGUGACCAUCAUCGACUCUGCCCACGACGACCACUUUGUAACCUACACAGACAAAUCCAACCAAAAGUCCAACGUUCACAAAGAUGCCGAUCUUCCUGCCCCUGUUAUGGGACCAAAGGUCAUGUUUGACAGUUGUGCCUCUUGGUGGACCCAGGGUCUUGGACACGCAAACCCAAACCUCACCCUGGCUGCCGCACACGCCGCCGGCCGCUACGGACACAUCAUUUUCCCCGAAAGCACAAGCGAAGUCUCGCUGUCCCUGGCCGAAUCGAUCCUCAGCCGUGACACCUGGGCCUCCCGCGUCUUUUUCUCAGACAACGGUAGCACCGCAAUGGAGGUGUCACUAAAGAUGGCCAUGAGCGCUACCGCAAAGCGCUACGGCUGGUCGCGCUCCUCCUCUGCUGCUUCGUCUGCCCAACCUCCUAUUGAUAUUCUCGGAAUCGACGGUAGUUACCACGGUGACACAAUCGGCACAAUGGAUGCCUGUGCGCCAAAUGUCUACAACGACCAGGUCCAGUGGUAUCAACCACGCGGCCACUGGCUCAAGGCACCCUCGGUCCACAUCUCAAAGGGAAAGAGCUAUGUCCGGGUACCUGCCCAGAUGCUUGCCGGGCAGAAAGGUACCGGCCUGCGUGUUGAUUAUCAUAGUCUGGAUACAAUCUACUCCGUGCACGAACAGGGGGCAGCCCGGGACCCUGAGCUGGCCCGUGUCUACGGGGACUACAUCAGAACCGAGCUGGACAGCAUGCGUGCCCAAGGCCGGCGCAUCGGUGCUCUCUUGAUGGAGCCAGUCAUCAUGGGCGCAGGUGGCAUGAUUUUUGUCGACCCUCUCUUCCAGCGCACCCUGAUCGACAUCGUACGUAACGAAGGCGCAGAUCUGCUCGGCUACAACGUCACAAAUUCUCUCGAAACCAAAGACAACUGGCAAGGUCUCCCGGUCGUAUUUGACGAAGUAUUUGCAGGAUGGUACAGACUUGGUCGUCGAUCAGCCUCAGAAUUCCUUGGUGUGACUCCAGAUAUCGUGUCCUAUGCAAAGACCCUGACAGGUGGUUUGUUGCCCUUGGCCCUGACAGUGACAAAGGAGUCGAUCUAUGAUGUCUUCUUGUCCAAGAACAAGCCGGAUUGUCUUUUGCACGGACACUCUUACACUGCCCACCCAAUGGGCUGUGCGGUUGCCAAGGAGUCAAUCGAGAGUCUUGACAAGAUGGCCUCCCCUACAGGUGCCUGGGCUCCGUUCCGCAAAGAAUGGAAGGACAGCACUCUUUGGUCAAUGUGGUCUCGCGAAACUAUCGACCGUCUGUCUCACAUGAAGCAAGUCGAGAGUGUCAUGUCUCUUGGUUCAGUACUGGCUGUUGAACUCAAGGAUGAUCUCAAUGCAGGUUAUGGUUCCAUGACAUCCCAAAAUAUUGUCCAGGACUUGCGUAAUGGUCAAUUUACAGAAGGAAUCAAUUUAUUUGUACGUCCUCUUGGUAACAUUGUUUACCUCAUGACAUCCCAGAUCACCACACAAGAGAAUGUUCGUCAGUGCGAGCGUCUGUUCUUAGAAUGUCUCGAGAGACAAUAA
Molecule: messenger RNA, 2394 nt
Organism: Phycomyces blakesleeanus NRRL 1555(-)
Lineage: Eukaryota; Fungi; Mucoromycota; Mucoromycetes; Mucorales; Phycomycetaceae
Exons: 5
Coding region: 1-2394 (797 amino acids)
Biological process (GO): biotin biosynthetic process
Cellular component (GO): mitochondrion
Molecular function (GO): dethiobiotin synthase activity; S-adenosyl-L-methionine:8-amino-7-oxononanoate transaminase activity; pyridoxal phosphate binding
Source: RefSeq, a predicted model, not a curated record